AUGAAGGCCUCUGCGAUUGCUGCUGUGCUCUUGGCCGUCGUCGGUGGCGCUGCCGCCGGCCUGAACCCGCGCGGGAUCGACGCCGCGGGCCAGAUUCGCCUGGCAUACCACGGCGACGACGCCAUGGUCGUCAGCUGGAACACGUUUGAGCACGUCGCCGCGCCCGAGGUCCGCUGGGGCCUGUCCCGGGACAAGCUCGACCGCACGGCGCGGUCCGACACGUCCGUGACCUACCCGACGUCGAGCACGUACAACAACCACGUCCUCGUCGCCGGGCUCCGGCCCGACACCACCUACUACUACCUGCCCUCACCGCUGCCUCAGGGCCGCCCUCCGGCGCCGUACACCUUCACCACGGCGCGCGCGGCCGGCGACCCGCAGCCGUACUCGGUCGCCGUCGUCAUCGAUCUCGGCACCAUGGGUCGCCUCGGCCUGACCGACCACGCGGGCAAGGGCGCGCGCCCGGAAAACAUCCUCAAGCCGGGCGAGAAGAACACGAUUGACUCGCUGGCGGGCACCAGCGCGACGUGGGACUUUAUCCUGCACCCGGGCGACAUUGCUUACGCCGACUACUGGCUCAAGGAGGAGAUUGCCGGCUUCCUGCCCAACACGAGCAUCGCCGACGGCCACACCGUAUACGAGGCCAUCCUCAACGACUUUUACGACGAAAUGGCCGUCGUCACCGCGGCCAAGCCCUACAUGGUCGGCCCCGGCAACCACGAGGCCAACUGCGACAACGGCGGCACCACGGACAAGGCGCGCAACAUCACCUACGACGUGAGCAUCUGCUCGCCCGGCCAGACCAACUUCACCGGCUACAAGAACCACUUCCGCAUGCCGAGCGACGUCUCGGGCGGCACCGGCAACUUUUGGUACAGCUUCGACCACGGCAUGGCGCACUUUAUCCAGCUCGACACGGAGACGGAUCUCGGGCACGGCUUCGUCGGCGCCGACGAGAUUGACGGCGACGCCGGCGAGGGCGCGAGCCCCGUCAACGCCACGCUCAACGCGCAGACGGAGUGGCUGGCAGCCGACCUGGCGGCCGUGGACCGGGCCAAGACGCCGUGGGUCGUCGUCGCCGGCCACCGCCCGUGGUACCUGAGCAAGAAGAACGAGACGGGCUCCAUCUGCUGGUCGUGCAAGGACGUGUUUGAGCCGCUGUUCCUGCGGUACGGCGUCGACCUGUACCUGUCGGGCCACGCGCACGUGUACGAGCGGCAGGCGCCGCUCGCCGACGGCAGGGCCGACCCGCGCGAGCUCGACAACCCGGCCGCGCCGUGGUACAUCACCAACGGCGCCGCGGGGCACUACGACGGCCUCGACGACCUGCUGCCCGCGCCGCAGCGCCAGCGGUACAGCCGCUUCGCGCUCGACGUCAGCAACGCCACGUACGGCUGGAGCCGGCUGACGUUUCACAACUGCACGCACAUGACGCACGACUUUGUCGCUAGUAACAACGACUCGGUGCUCGACUCGGCCACGCUCUUCAAGGACCGCCGGUGCAGCCUGACCAAGGGCGGCGGCAGCCACGGAAACGGCACCGUGACUACCGGCGGACAGCACGGUAACGGCACCGGGGCGCAGACCACGACGCGCUCCGCGCCGGGUGGCCCGGUUACGUCCUCCUCAACCAAGAGUCUCGGUGCUACGGCCUCGCCCAAGGGUCCCAGCGCUACGCACAGCAGCACGACCGUUCCUGUGAGUAGCUCGGGCUCCCGAGUCGCUGCUGUGACGGUUCUUGGGUUGGUUGGCUUGUUUGCCUGCUUGUAA
Messenger RNA from Cordyceps militaris CM01, 1770 nucleotides. Its product is annotated as metallophosphoesterase. The transcript has a single exon. Gene Ontology annotation, molecular function: acid phosphatase activity; metal ion binding. Lineage: Eukaryota; Fungi; Ascomycota; Sordariomycetes; Hypocreales; Cordycipitaceae. The coding region runs from base 1 to 1770 and encodes 589 amino acids. The record is from RefSeq and is a predicted model, not a curated record.